CAGGCGUCUUCAAAUACAUUGAGAAUUUACCGUAUCUUAUUUUUCUUUCUUUCUUUCUUCUAAAAUUAGUAGUGGGGUCCUCUUAGUUCUCUCUGUAAUGACAGCCUAAUCAACAGCCUGGAAAAGUUGGGUUAUAUGCACUGCCAAAGCAGCUUGCACUUUCGUUUUUCUUAAAGGGUUCUUAAUAUUUUCUUGGUGGCAUUCACAUUUUCUCAGCUGAGAAUUCUUUGUCGAGAAAACCCAAAAGCACUUCGAACUCAAAAAACUCAUUCCAGGGAAUAGUUGCUUGUUUCCCAUUUGUGAGGUAAGGGCAUUGAUGAAGUUUUGAUCUUUGAAGUAAAGUUUAUGUAUUUACAUUGUGUUGUAAUGUUAAUUAGAUCUGAGUCUUGGGAAGACAUGAACUUUGAGGGGUUGGAAUUGAAUCACUGGGAUUUUUAGGAUUUCUUUUUUUUUUUGCGUUAAUUCUUUUGUAGUUUUGUGGGGUUUUCUUUUGAAUCUUAGUUUACUUGGUUUCAAGCAGUGUUUUGAUUAUUUGUCGAGUUGGGAGCUUGGGAAUUGAAAUUGUAUUAGGCAUUUGAAUUAUUGUAAAAGUUGAAGAUGAAAAUAGGGUAUUUGGUGCCUCUGGUUUUAGCUGUUGUGUUGUUCGAGUUUCCGGAUUAUCGAAUACAGGCCGCAUUCGCGCCUGCCGAUAACUACUUGAUUGUUUGUGGUUCUUCAAAAGAUGUCACAUUCCAAGGUAGAACUUAUGUUCCUGAUUCAGGCCAUUCUUCUCUUUCCUUGAAGAGUGGAAGUUCUUUUGUUGCUGGUUCUAAUGCCAGUGUUCCGUCUCCGAUAUAUCAAUCUGCUCGAAUCUUCUCAGGCAUUGCUUCUUACAAGUUCGAUAUCAAGAAAGAAGGCCGGCAUUGGGUCCGGCUCUACUUUCAUCCUCUUUUGAAAUCUGGCCAGGACUUGACAUCUGCUCCGAUAACGGUUGUCACUGACGAUAUUGUGCUCUUGAACAACUUCACUUUCAAGAACUAUAACGGUUCUUUUUUGUUCAAGGAGUACGCAAUCAAUGUGACUUCAGAUACCUUGACUCUUACCUUCAUUCCUUUGAACAAUUCGGUUUCGUUCGUUAAUGCGAUCGAAGUUGUCUCCAUCCCGGAUGCAGUCCUGCCUGACCAGGCAUUAGCUUUGAAUCCAUCUGCUCCUGUUAGUGGUAUUUCGGAAUUCGCCAUGGAGACUGUUUAUCGGUUAAACAUGGGAGGGCCAUUGAUCACUUCUCAGAAUGAUACGCUCGGAAGAACAUGGGAGAAUGAUGUGAAAUAUCUCCACGUAAACAGUUCUGCUCUGAAUGUUUCAGUCAAUCCAGCUUCUAUCAAAUAUACGGCUUCCGUUACUCCGGAAACGGCACCAAAUUGGGUCUAUGCCACGGCUGAAGUCAUGGGUGAUGCAAAUGUUCCCAGCAUGACCUUCAAUGUAACUUGGGUCUUCCAGGUUGAUCCCAACUUCAGGUAUUUGGUUCGGGUCCAUUUUUGUGAUAUCACAAGUUCAUCACUCAACACUUUGGUUUUCAACCUAUACAUAAAUGACGACAAUGCUCUUGCAAGUCUCGAUCUAUCCACAUUGACUGGUGACCUAAAAGUGCCGUACUUUAGGGACUUUAUCUUCAAUUCUUCGGUGGAAUCUGAUACUUUGACUGUUAGUAUCGGUCCAGAUACUAUGGCGGACAUCACUAAUGCGACUAUGAACGGAUUGGAGAUCAUGAAAAUCAGCAAUGAUGCUGGAAGCCUGGAUGGGAUUUCUUCUGUUAAGAAUCUACUUCCUAAAUCAUCCUCGAAGAAAAACAAGAUAGGGAUAAUAAUCGGUUGUCUUGUUGGAGCGGUAGCUGCAGUGGCAUUAAUCGGAUUUUGCUAUUGUUGUCUGGUUGCAAGGAAAUCGAAAGCUACUGAACAAGGACAUUCAUGGUUACCUUUGCCCUUAUACGGAAACUCUCUGACCAUGACCAAAAAUUCCACUACAUCGCAGAAGAGUGGAACAGCAAGCUGCAUCUCGUUGGCUUCCACGAAUCUGGGGCGGUUGUUCUCCUUCCAAGAAAUCCUUGAUGCUACCAACAAGUUUGACGAGAGCCUACUUCUUGGAGUCGGUGGUUUCGGAAGGGUCUACACCGGAACCCUUGAAGAUGGGACUACAGUUGCUGUCAAAAGAGGUAAUCCCAGAUCUGAACAAGGUCUUGCUGAAUUCCGCACUGAAAUUGAAAUGCUUUCUAAACUUCGCCACCGCCACCUUGUCUCACUUAUUGGGUAUUGUGACGAAAGAUCGGAAAUGAUUCUUGUUUACGAGUAUAUGGCUAAUGGACCGCUUAGAAGUCAUCUUUACGGAACAAAUCUACCUCCUCUAUCGUGGAAGCAACGGCUUGAAAUAUGCAUUGGGGCUGCUAGGGGACUUCAUUAUCUCCACACCGGUGCAGCCCAAAGCAUUAUUCACCGUGAUGUGAAGACGACAAACAUUCUCUUGGAUGAGAAUUUUGUAGCCAAAGUGGCGGAUUUCGGUCUUUCGAAAACCGGUCCAGCUUUAGAUCAGACACAUGUGAGUACCGCUGUUAAGGGUAGCUUUGGUUACCUUGAUCCAGAAUAUUUCCGAAGGCAGCAGCUCACGGAGAAGUCCGAUGUGUAUUCGUUUGGAGUGGUUUUGAUGGAAGUUCUCUGCACUAGGCCGGCUUUAAAUCCUGUUCUCCCAAGAGAACAAGUUAAUAUCGCGGAAUGGGCAAUGACUUGGCAGAAGAAAGGCAUGUUGGAUCAAAUCAUGGACUCUAACCUGUCGGGGAAAGUCAAUCCAGCUUCCCUCAAAAAGUACGGAGAGACAGCUGAAAAGUGCCUAGCCGAGUAUGGUGUUGACAGGCCAUCAAUGGGAGAUGUAUUAUGGAACCUCGAAUAUGCUCUUCAGCUGGAGGAGACUUCAUCAGAGCUGAUGGAACCCGAUGAUAACAGUACGAACCAUAUACCUGCCAUUCAGUUGACACCACUUGAGCCAUUCGAUAACAGUGUAAGCAUGCUUGAUGGUAAUUCCGGCACUGAUGAUGAUGCUGAAGAUGCUGCCACCAGUGCAGUAUUUUCACAACUCGUAAAUCCUCGGGGAAGAUAGAUGACAAUCAGUCCUUGGUGAUUUUAGUACGAUGGACAUCCUGCUAAAAAACAAUACUUGGAAUUCCAAGAGAUUGAACUAAGGUUUUUUUUUUCCGCCAUACAAUUAUUCUGUUUUUUUUCCUGAAACUUUUAUCCAUGAUAAAUUUAGUUUGUAAUAUAGUUGAGUGAUGGCUACCAACUAAUCCAUCCAAAACUCCUAUGCAAUGUACCAUAAAUAUUCCAUCAUUGUUGAUUUAUUCAGGUUAUGAUUACAUAGUUACCUAA
Messenger RNA from Hibiscus syriacus, 3389 nucleotides. Its product is annotated as receptor-like protein kinase THESEUS 1. Gene Ontology annotation, biological process: protein autophosphorylation. Gene Ontology annotation, molecular function: ATP binding; transmembrane receptor protein tyrosine kinase activity. Lineage: Eukaryota; Viridiplantae; Streptophyta; Magnoliopsida; Malvales; Malvaceae. Gene Ontology annotation, cellular component: plasmodesma; plasma membrane. The coding region runs from base 598 to 3123 and encodes 841 amino acids. The transcript has a single exon. The record is from RefSeq and is a predicted model, not a curated record.